This is a messenger RNA of Psylliodes chrysocephalus, 1323 nucleotides long. The record is from the annotation of a GenBank genome assembly. Lineage: Eukaryota; Metazoa; Arthropoda; Insecta; Coleoptera; Chrysomelidae.
UCUACUUACACAAUUUAUAUCUAUUUAUUUACUUUCCAUAUUUUAAUGCUUACUAAAUUAUUAUAUAAUAUACUUAGGUACUAUUUUUUAACGACUCCAAAAAACUAUACGUCCAUCAUUUUAGUUCUGGAUUCUCCUAUUUUUCUUGGUCUAGGAUUGUCAACCACAAAAAUAUGCCUUGAUGUUAACAUUCUUGAACGAAGACCGAAUAAAUCAAAUCGGAAUAUACAUGAAGAAAUUAAUAAUAAUACAGCUAAUCCGAAGCUAAUAAUGGAAAAACUUGAUACCAUAGUAAAUUAAAGAUACAAAUGUCAAAGAAUGAUGUCAAACAUAGGGCAUAGAAUAACAACCUACCUUAGGUUAUUAUGUGCAUAGAAGUUACUAUUUGAGUACAAGCGGUGUAACCUGCUCCAUAUUGUUACCAUCCUAAUGUCAUAUGUGACAUUUACUUAUAACUUUUGUGGUACGUGUUUUAUUUUUCGGUAUUAAUUGAAUUCGUUUCAUUUUUACGUAGUGCUAGUUGAAAGACCUUUAGGACAUAAUGGUAUCUUGUGUUUUACGAGAUUGUACACGCGUAGAUAGUGUAGAAAUCAAAAAAUUAUAGGGAAUUACUAUGAAGACAAAACUCGAAAAAGACAAUAAAAAAACAAAUAUGCAAUACGUAGUCCAUCACUCUUGUGUGUAUUCAGACCUCUCCAAACAAAACCAAGAAGAUCCUUGGACGUCUCCUAGAGAUUAUAUUUCGGCAGAUGCGAGUCUGAAUUUUUCAAAGGACACCAACACCAAUAAAAGGCCGCUGAGAGAAAAAAAUCCAAAAAAUAUCUACAAACACGUGCCCCAUAAAGAAAAGGCUCCACAAGUGGUGGCUAGACGGAACGCUCGAGAAAGGAAAAGAGUCCAAGCUGUCAACAUGGCUUUUGUGAGAUUGAGAAAGGCCAUUCCCUAUCAAAAUUCGAGAGGAAAGAGAAUAAGUAAGGUGAAAACACUGCACAGUGCGAUAAGAUAUAUACAGGAACUGGAAAUAAUUUUACAAAAUACCGAAUUGUAUAAGGCGUACUGCAAAAGUGAAAAAUAUUUGAACUUUGUGUUCGCAGAAGAUGAUUUCUAUGAUACUAUGGAAUGAGAAAUAAACAUCAAUUUUUUUACUUUUAUUUUAUAAGAAAUAAUGCCAUACGUACCACAAAAUUAUAUUGUAGUUAGUAUUAGAUCUUAUUUGUCUUAAAUCUUAAAUCUAGUCAUUAAACAUAAAAUGUAUUCUAGUCAAUAUACAAAAAGAAAUAUUUUUUAAUUUGUAAAUUGUUCUUAUUUUAAAUUUUCGUCCAG